UAAAUUAUUACAAAAAAUAAUCUAGAGAUAUAAUAUGUUGCACAUUUACAGAUAUAUACAAACUUAACAGCAGAACUGUUGUGUAAUUACUUCACCGGUUGGUGGAAAAAAAUACGCAAGCACUCAAACGGAUACGCUGUUAGUUCUUUCCAUACGCAUAUAAGAUUUGCUGACGUGUUCUUCAAUAUAAACCGACGUUACUAGCAUGUUCAAAACACGUACAUUAGGUGACAGUCAUCCUCAGAAAAAGACGGUAGAGGAUCGAAAUGAACUGGACCAACCAAUGCUUAGAGAACAUCAAGAAUCACAAAUCGACGAAUGUAAUUCCCAUCGACGAGUUGAACAUGAGGAUAUCGAGCAUGAUCCAAGUUCACUAGAAGAGCAUCUUGAUGAACAGGAACAGCAACUAUUGAAACAACUGGAGCAACUAAAACUACGAAAACAGAGGGCACAAGUACAAAAAUAUCCAGACCAAGACCACCCACAGCAGGCGCAAAAACAUGAAUAUUCAGAACAACAAACAGAAUAUCCGGAACACCAAACUCAAUAUCCAAAACAACAGGAUCUACAACAACAAAGAUAUCUAGAAUCAGAACAGCAGCAUCAACAAUAUUCAGAACAACAGAAGCCAAAUGAACAAUUUUGGGCUCAACAACAGCCACGUUCGUUUGAAAUAAAAAAACAACAACGGCGCGGGGCACCUCUCCAACAAUACAACAUUCUGCUGUUUGGGGAAACUGGCGCAGGAAAAUCUACGCUUAUCAAUUAUAUAACCAACUAUUUCCUUGGUGGGUCAAUCCACAAGUUGAGAAUUGCUAUUCCCACCAAGCAUCACCAAGCCACAGAAGGAUGGAAAUAUUCCGAAAAGGAUCUCCAUGAUGAAACGAAGAGUAAAACUAGUGAAUGUAUCACUUAUACCUUCACAACGGAUGUUGCAUGCUACAACUUCAUCGAUACACCAGGGCUUAGUGACACAGAAGGGACAGCCAAAGACGAUGAACACAUCAUGAAGAUCAUGGCCGCUGCUGAAAGUAAAGGAACCCUAUCUGCCAUUAUUAUUGUCGUUAAUGGAACAAUGUCGAGGGCAACAGUGAAUCUUCGCAACACAUUAACUUUGUUGAAGAGUUCGGUUCCUGAUGUUCUUCUCAAAAACCUUGUAGUUGUUUUGACCAACUGCUCCAAAUCAUCAGCCAGCUUUAAUUUGAAGCAACUGAAUCCAUGGAAAGUGCCCAAUGAUAAUGUGUUUCACAUGAAUAAUUCUGCACUUGUUAAAUCAGUACACGAAUGGAGAGAAGACGUAGAAAUGAUGGAUGAGCUUAUGGAGCAUUGGAAAAAAUCUAUGAAAACAAUUGAAAAAAUAACACAGAAAAUUAAAAAGCUUGGAAAUAAAACUACUUCCGCAUUCAAAGAUAUGCGACUGAAAAGAAAUAAGAUCAAAGCUGAAUUGCAUGGAAUUCUUCUUGAAGUAAAAAAGUUGCAACGCAUGCAAGAUCAGCUUAUUUGCGCACAAACUGCCGAAAAGGAUAUUACGACCGACAUAAAAAAAUAUGAAAAUUAUAAGCAGACCAGACAAGUUGAUUAUGUCGAGCUGGAAGCAGCCCCUUAUCAUAGCACUAUUUGUAUGAAACAUACCACAGUGUGUCAUGAGGGGUGUGGUCUUUCAUUCACCUCCACACAAGGAGACAAUAUUUUCAAAGGCUGCGCAUGCAUGAGUGGUGCCAACUGUCGUGUUUGUGAAUGUGAUCAUUCUACGCAUUACCAUGAUAUGAAAAAACCUGUCAAAAAAACGAAAACCGUAGAAGACAUUCUUCACGAUGUGAAAGCACUGCAUGAUAAACAUACGAAUAAGAAGGCUCAAUUGCAGAAGAAAAUCAAUAGCCUGAGCUCGGAUAUCGAUUCGCUAAAAAACGCUCUAGAUAAUAAGGAAGCUGGAAUCAAGAAAUGUUGCGAAGAACUCAAGACUCUUUGUUCAUAUUUCAAUUUUGUUGAUGAGCUACGAAGUGUAAUAGAUACUAUGGAACGAGAUGCCAGAACUUUGACCAACAUGCAAGCCAGACAAGAUGCCGAGGCUAGAAUUAACAAUAUUGUACACAUUGCCAAUCAACUUUCGGCGACUAUGUGAAGCUAUUGAUUGAAAUUUCAUUGUUACUAUGACUUGCAACAGGAUCAUAUUAAAAUAACGUCUUUUACUACUUUCAGAUUUAUUGCAUGCUAAAAUGUUAACGUGCCAAUAGGGGAAAUAUGCGCCACCUACUCUUAAUUUAGCGGUGAUUUCAUCCGAUAUAAAGGUGUAUUUCCGAAGUGUUGAUCAAUAAUCUAACAUUGUCAUUGUAUAAUCUAGAAACUUUCAUGUAAAACCAAUAAUACUAUA
Armigeres subalbatus is the source of this 2371-nucleotide messenger RNA. RefSeq lists its product as uncharacterized. The record is from RefSeq and is a predicted model, not a curated record. The transcript has 3 exons. NCBI's taxonomy places the organism in Eukaryota, Metazoa, Arthropoda, Insecta, Diptera, Culicidae. The coding region runs from base 206 to 2122 and encodes 638 amino acids. Gene Ontology annotation, molecular function: GTP binding.